This is a messenger RNA of Striga asiatica, 8699 nucleotides long. Lineage: Eukaryota; Viridiplantae; Streptophyta; Magnoliopsida; Lamiales; Orobanchaceae. The record is from the annotation of a GenBank genome assembly.
CGCACACACAACACAACACAGUGACAAUUUCCCUUUCUGUAAAUUCGAAAAAUAGGAGGGAGAGCAAUUACACUAUUUUACACACACUCUUUCUCUCUCCUCUUCCUCCCUUUCUCUCUCUACACAUGAGAGAGCAACAAUGGCGAACCUCUCCAGCCUGGUGCACGAACUUCGUGAGCGCAUAGCGGCCUCGUCGUCGACCUCAUUCACCAAGCAAAACGACGAAGUUUUAGAGUCCCGAUUUCGCGCCGUCAUCCCCAGUCUUCUCCUGACCUACCUCAUCCCUUCUUCAUCUUCCAAUAAAGAGAGGGAAGUGAUUGCGGUGCUUAAGCUGUUGGCGCAAACUGCGAAGAAUUUCCCGGGGGUUUUCUACCACGGGAAGGCGAACGCAGUGCUUCCUGUUAUUGGCCGCAUAUUGCCCUUCUAUGCUGAACCGGCGUUUCGGUCCAGAACUGGUGUUAUUUUUGAGACUGUUGGAUCUCUUCUGUCCUUGCUCCGCACAGGCGAUCGAGAUGUGUACCGCCAAUUCUUCAUGGAUGUUAUGUCCCUAAUCGAAGAUCUUCUAUAUGCUGCCUCGAUAUACAAUGAGAGAGGAUUAAAGGAACCCACUCGAUUGUUGUUAAAAUCCUUUGCCAAGUCUUUUUCCAGAGGUCGUGGCGAGCCUGCCCUUCUGGAUGAUAUCCCAUUAUGUAACAGGCCAGACAGUGGAGAUGGAAUAUUAGUUGAUCUUACAGGAAAAGAAAGAUGGCUACCCUUUGCCACCUCAGCCAUCAAGCUCCUAUGUAAAUGCUUGACUGAAGGCACAUUAUAUGUUGAAGGGCUUCUGGAUGCAGCAUGUGUUUUGUCUAUCUGCAGUCUUUUGUGCUACGGGGAUGAUGAUCUGCACAUGGCAUGUUUCGACUUUGUGCGCAUUGUUGGUGUACGGAAAAAUGGUGAGGUUCUACCUACUGAAAAACUGAUACAAACAUUGACAAUCAUUCUAAGUGAAGAUGUUGAAGCAGUUUCUGUAUACAGGUUAUUAUCUCACAGAAUAAAUAAAAUUUUGAUUGUCAGAGAUGCAGCUUAUGAUUCUUCUCUGGGAGGAUGUCUUCAGUCCUUGCAUUCUGGUUGUUCUGAUGAUGUUGUGAGGUCAACGGCAGCUGAUAUUGUACGCAUCUUUCCUGACUCGAUGCUGAAGACGAAGAGCUUGGAGCUCAAGGCUGGCCUGUGCAGCGCAUAUAUUCGAAUUGCAAAAGUAUGUCCUCUCUCUUCCUGGAGGCCAGAAUGUCUAAUUUCUAUGCUUUGCUCACCCAAGCCCAAUUUUCAUUUAAUAGACUGCUUCAAAGCUGCUGUUUCUACCCUUGGUUCUAGUCUGAUUGGAAGGACGAUAUCUGGUGAUAGUCAUAAUGCAUCAAGGGAUGUAUGCAAGUUUAUCAGCAGUUCCACUGGAGUUGAAGAUGAAGAAUAUGCUGAUUAUAUGUGUACCUCAUUGAAUCUGUUAGUGGAAUUUCUAAAGCCUCCUGAUGAGAGCUCUAAUUCAUUGAAAGCGGAAAUUUCCUUGACAGCUGUUUGCACACUCUGUAUUGUGUUUACGGAAUACCCUCAAGCCAACCUUUCUCAUUGUGUGUUUCGGCAAAUGUGCAAGUGGAUUUCUUGGAUGUUUGAUCAGGUGGAGGAAGGACUUCUUAUUCCUCCCGGUCUAUCAAUUUUCUUAGCAGCAAUUGACAGCUUACUAUUUUUGCAAGGAUCCCUACCUAGAGAAAGUAAGCUAACAAUCUUUGAAAGUGCUGGUGACAUUGAAGAUUUGUUGCGACCAGUGUUAAGGCUUCCAUGGAACUGCAAUCAUGCAGUAAUAGAAUCCCAUCCUUCUUGGAAGGCAAAAUGUCUCUCGAUUCGCAUUCUAUCCAGGCUUGGAUGUACAGCACAACAUAGUGUGGAUCUUGAUAUUCUGGAUUUGGGCCUUCAUGAUGAUGACGAAGAAGUUAGAGCAGAAGCUAUCAUGUCUAUGCCAGUGAUUGUCCUAUUUUCUGGCUCUCCUCUUUUACGGCCUAUGUUUGGCAGACUAGAGAUCCUAAAGAAAGAGAAAGUUGAGCAAGUCAAGAAAACAAUUUCCCUCUGUCUUGGUUAUCUGGCAUGCCUACAUGGAUAUUGCAAUGAGGUUGCUGCGCAUUUGAAAGCUGAAUGUAAAUUGUACUUGAGGAAAGACAAGGAGAAAGAUGAUAUACCUAUGGACCAUCUGCUGCAAGGAUUCUGGUGCUCAACGUGUGACUGCAGUACUCCAGUCAAUUAUGGUCCAUGUCUGAAUGUUACUUUGCCCAACAUGCAUGAAGAACAUUUGCUUUUGGAUUGCAAUUAUACCUAUUUGCAGUCUCUCUUUCUUGAGCUCCUCUAUGAUGAGUCAUCAGAAGAAGUUCAAGUUGUAUGUGUAAAAAUGAUUGUGCGUAUCCUUAUGCAUGGACCUAAAGAUGUUUUGCUUGAGACAAGAUCUCAGUGGGUGCAAUGUGUUGAUCUUUUACUCCUUCACCGGAGCAAAAACGUUAGACAAGCAUUUGUGUCAGAAGUUGUUAUCUUUCUCAAGGAGCCUAUUUUGGACUGCUUGUUUCCUUGCAAUGAUGGUAUAAAUAAAUCUAAGGAACAGAGAUUCAUGGACAAAAUAAAACAUGCUUUGGCAGCUGCUGAGGAUCCUCUGGUUUUUGAAACUCUUCUAGAAACUGCAGCAUCAAUCAUGCAAGCUGUUGAUGUUCAUAGUCAAUUCUUUUUGUUCUCUCUUAUUUUAUUGAUCGAUCAGCUUGACAACCCUUAUGUUACUGUGAGGUUGAUUGCUUCAAAGUUGAUAAAGAGAUCAUGCUGCUUGCACCAUACAGGGGGGCUUGAAGCACUUCUUUCAAAAGUUCUUCACAUCCAAAAUGAAUUGUAUGAUUAUCUCUGCAUGAGGCUUACGAAUCAGCCGAAAAUGGUUGAAGAAUUUUCAGCAGCAGUUCUUGGCGUUGAAACUGAAGAACUUGUCAAACGAAUGAUUCCUGUUGUUCUUCCGAGGCUUGUGGUGCUCAAGCAUGAUAACGAUCAAGCUCUAGCAACUUUAUAUGUGUUGGCCAGUUAUUCAAAGUCUGACAUGGUGCAACUAAUUGUUAAUUGGCUGCCCAAAGUACUGGCCUUCGCUCUUCAUCAAGCUGAUGGACAGAAAUUAAAUUCUGCUUUGCAAUUCUACCACGAGCAUACUGAAUCUGACAAUCAAGAAAUUUUCGCAGCUGCUUUACCUGCACUUUUGGAGGAGCUUAUUUGCUUCAGCGAUGUCAAAGAUUCUGAAGAAAUAAGUAAAAGGCUAGCCAAGGUACCCCGCAUGAUAAAAGAAGUUGCACGAAUUUUGACUGAUAGUGAAGAUCUUCCAGGAUUUCUGAGGAACCAUGUUGUUGGCUUGCUGAACAGCAUUGACAGAAAAAUGCUUCAUGUGGAGGACAUGUGUCUGCAGAAACAAGCCAUCCGACGCAUAGAAAUGCUGAUUAAUUUGAUGGGCUCACAUCUUAGCACGUAUGUACCGAAAAUCAUGGUUCUUCUCAUGCAUUCUAUCAAUAAGGAAUGGCUUCAGGGUGAGGGUCUCUCGGUAUUGCAUUUUUUCUUAAAGCAAUUAGCGAUUGUAUCUCCAUCUAGCACCAAGCAUGUUGUUUCUCAAGUUUUUGCGGCUCUUGUCCCAUUCCUGGAGAAAGAGACAGAAAAGUCAUCUCCCUUUAUGAUUAAAAUUGUUGAGAUAUUGGAAGAACUUGUGGUUCAGAAUAAGGUUGUUCUAAAGCAACAUAUCCGUGAGUUCCCAACUGUACCCAACGUUCCUGCCCUGACAAGAGUGAACAAGGUCAUUCAAGAAGCACGUGGAUCCAUGACCUUGAAAGAUCAAUUACAUGAUGUUGUGGAGGGACUAAAUCAUGAAAAUUUGAACGUAAGAUACAUGGUUGCAUCUGAGCUAAGCAAGCUGCUGAACUUAAAGAGGGAAGAGUUCAUGGCUUUGUUCACCAAGGAAGCGGAUUCAGUAAUGGAUGUAGUGAGCUCCUUAAUAACAUCACUUUUUAAAGGCUGUGCGGAGGAAUCAAGGACUUCAGUUGGACAGCGCUUAAAGCUGAUAUGUGCAGAUUGCCUGGGUGCUAUUGGUGCUAUCGAUCCUGCGAAAAUCAAGGUUAAUCCCAGCACAAGGUUUAAAAUUGCAUGUUCCGACGAUGAUUUAAUUUUUGAGUUGAUACAUAAACAUCUAGCUAGGGCUUUCAGAUCUGCACCUGAUACUAUUAUUCAAGAUUCAGCUGCCUUGGCUAUUCAGGAGCUACUAAAAAUUGCAGGAUGUGAGGCGUCACUUGAUGAGAAUGUUCUGGAACGGACAAAAAACACGAAGGUGGGCAAAUUGUCUAAUGACUAUCCUGCAAUGUCUGGUAGGGGGCAGAGGUUGUGGGACAGGUUCUCAAAUUAUAUUAAAGAGAUAAUAGCCCCUUGCUUAACAUCACGUUUCCAACUUCCUAACAUGUCUGAUUCUGCUGCUUGUGGUCCUAUAUACCGCCCUUCCAUGUCGCUACGAAGAUGGAUAUAUUUUUGGAUUAAAAAAUUAACAGCACAUGCCACAGGUUCGCGGUCUGCAAUUUUUAAUGCUUGUCGAGGUAUAGUACGUCAUGAUAUGCAUGUAGCCAUGUAUCUUCUACCGUACCUUGUACUAAAUGCUGUGUGUGACGGUACUGAGGAUGCACGCAGUGGCAUAACAGAGGAAAUUUUGUCAGUUCUUAAUGCGGCUGCUUCAGAUAGUAGCGCACUUGCUGUUCAGGGUAGCAACUCAGGGAAAAGUGAGGUGUGCAUUCAAGCUGUAUUCACUCUUCUCGAUAAUCUAGGCCAAUGGGUGGAUGAUGUUAAACAAGAACUCGCCCUUUCCCAGCCACUUCAAUCGUGCAACCCUAAGCAGCUAGCCAACAAGUCGAAGGACCAGAAUAUGAACGUUUCAAAGGAUUCAAACCAGGCUCUUGUACAAUGCACAUACGUGGCAGAACUUCUGGGUGCAAUUCCUAAAGUUACUCUUGCUAAGGCCUCAUUCAGAUGUCAGGCCUAUGCCAGGUCUUUAUUAUACUUUGAGUCUUAUGUGCGCACCAAGUCUGGAGCUUUCAAUCCUGCUUCUGAAAAGAGCGGUGUCUUUGAGGAUGAGGACAUAUCCUUUUUAAUGGAAGUGUAUAGUGGAUUGGAUGAGCCAGAUGGAUUAUCUGGUCUGGCAUCUCUUCGUAAAUCAAAAAGCUUACAAGAUCAUAUCUUGAUUAAUAAAAAGGCAGGAAACUGGGCUGAAGUUUUGACUUCUAGCGAGCAGGCUCUCCAGAUGGAACCUUUUUCUGUUCAGUGGCACUCUGAUGUCCUUAAUUGCUUGCUCAACAUGUGUCAUUUACAGGCCAUGGCAACUCAUGUAGAUGGACUAAAUUCUAGGAUUCCUCAGUAUAGGAAAACAUGGUGCACCCAAGGGGUUCAAGCUGCCUGGAGGCUUGGGAGGUGGGACUUGAUGGAUGAAUAUUUGACUGGGGCUGAUGAAGAAGGUGUACUGUGUAGCAGCUGUGAGAGUAAUGCUCUGUUUGAUAAGGAUGUCGCCAAGAUUCUUCAGGCAAUGAUGAAAAAGGAUCAAUUUUCUGUUGCUGAGAAAAUUGCUUUGUCUAAACAAGCUCUAAUUGCUCCCCUUGCUGCUGCUGGGAUGGAUUCUUAUGCACGAGCCUACCCAUUUGUAGUAAAGCUUCACUUGCUUCGGGAACUUGAGGAUUUUAAUUCUCUUCUUAAUGGAGAGUCUUUCUUGGGAAAGAGUUUCCAACUGAAUGAACCUGAAUUCAAAAGAACAUUGGAAAACUGGGAAAGCCGGCUCAAACUUACCCAACCAUCUCUAUGGGCAAGGGAACCUCUCUUGGCCUUCCGGAGUCUUGUUUUUCGCGCCAGUGGUCUUGGCGCUGAACUCGGGAACUGUUGGAUACAGUACGCAAAGCUCUGUCGUUCAGCCGGUCAUUAUGAAACGGCUAAUCGAGCAAUUUUGGAAGCAAAGGCCUCUGGGGCAUGCAAUGUUCACAUCGAGAAGGCUAAGCUUCUCUGGAGCACAAGAAGGGCGGAUGGCGCCAUUGCUGAGCUGCAGCAGUCACUUCUCAACAUGCCCGUUGAGGUUAUCGGCUCUGCUGCUAUUUCAUCAAUGACCAGCUUAUACGUGGUUCCUAUUAAUCCUGCCCCUUUACUCUCUGAUAUUCAGUCUUUGAAUGAGAAUCGGGAUGUUGCGAAGACCCUUCUCUUGUACUCUAGGUGGAUUCAUUACACCGGUCAAAAGCAAAAAGAAGAUGUGAUAAAUUUAUAUUCCAGGGUGAAGGAAAUGCAGCCAAAAUGGGAAAAAGGAUAUUUUUAUAUAGCAAAAUAUUGUGAUGAGGUACUUGUUGAUGCUCGAAAACGCCAAGAAGACAGUACGGAGCAAUCUGGGAGAGUGAUGGUGUCUAAUUUAUCGCUUGCACCUUCUACGAAAGGGAAUUCCGAACGAAGAUGGUGGGCUUACCUUCCAGACGUGCUCUUGUUCUAUGCAAAAGGGCUUCACAGGGGCCACAAGAAUCUUUUCCAAGCACUGCCAAGGUUGUUAACUCUGUGGUUUGACUUCGGGAACGUUUAUCACCGAAGUAAUAUACAGUCCAGUAUGAAGAAUGUACAUACAAAGAUAAUGAGCAUCAUGAGAGGAUGUUUGAAGGAUUUGCCGACUUACCAAUGGUUGACUGUCUUACCCCAACUGGUCUCGAGGAUUUGCCACCAAAAUGAAGAAACUGUCCGCUUGGUGAAGCACAUAAUCACUUCUGUCCUUCAGCAGUAUCCUCAACAAGCCCUCUGGACCAUGGCAGCUGUCACAAAAUCAACCGUCCCUUCAAGAAGGGAUGCUGCUGCUGAGAUCAUACAAGCUGCUAAAAGAGGAGCAAGCCAAGGAGGUCCCAACCCUUUGUUUGUGCAGUUUGCUGCACUAGUGGAUCAUCUGAUUAGGUUAUGCUUCCAUCCCGGCCAAUCAAAGGCUAGAACAAUCAAUCUUUUGACGGAGUUUAGUUCUCUGAAGAGGAUGAUGCCGGUGGACAUUAUAAUGCCAACCCAGGAAGCUCUCACUGUGAAUCUACCAUCAUGUGAUGUGAAGUUAACAGAUUCUGGUACGUCUGAUCUAUUUUCUCAUUUGGAUCUGCCAACAAUAUCAGGAAUAGCCGAUGAGGCCGAGAUUCUUUCAUCACUUCAGCGCCCAAAGAAAAUCAUUCUCAUUGGCAGUGAUGGAUCUGAGCGCCCAUUUCUUUGCAAACCAAAGGAUGACCUACGAAAAGAUGCACGAAUGAUGGAGUUCAAUGCAAUGAUAAACCGUUUACUUUCAAAAAGCCCUGAAAGUAGACGACGGAAGCUCUAUAUCCGUACAUUUGCGGUGAUCCCAUUGACAGAAGACUGUGGCAUGGUUGAGUGGGUGCCUCAUACUCGUGGGCUCCGGCAUAUUCUCCAGGAUAUCUAUAUAAGCUGUGGGAAGUUUGAUAGACAGAAAACAAAUCCUCAAAUUAAGCGGAUUUAUGAUCAAUCGUCACAUGAUAAGAUGCCAGAAGAAGAAAUGCUGAAGACCAAAAUUCUGCCGAUGUUCCCUCCAGCUUUCCACAAGUGGUUUCUAAACACAUUCUCGGAGCCAGCUAUGUGGUUUAGAGCUCGAAUUGCCUAUGCCCAUACUACUGCAGUUUGGUCAAUGGUUGGGCACAUUGUUGGCCUUGGGGAUCGACACGGUGAAAACAUCCUUUUCGACUCUACCACGGGAGAUUGUGUCCAUGUUGAUUUUAGUUGCUUGUUUGACAAAGGCCUGCAGUUGGAGAAGCCAGAAUUAGUGCCCUUCCGACUGACUCAGAACAUGAUUGAUGGGCUCGGCAUAACUGGAUACGAAGGCACAUAUCGAAGGGUUUGCGAGAUCACACUUUCAACUCUAAGGGCGAACAAGGAGACACUCAUGAGUGUUCUGGAGACCUUUAUACAUGAUCCUCUUGUGGAGUGGACUAAGCACCAUAAGUCUAGUGGAGUCGAAGUACAGAAUCCACACGCACAGCGAGCCAUUAGUAACAUGGAAGCACGGUUACAAGGAGUUGUGGUCGGUGUAGGGGCAGCACCAUCGUUGCCUCUCGCCGUAGAAGGACAAGCUCUUCGUCUAAUAGCAGAGGCUGUUUCACUUAAAAACCUUGGAAAGAUCAUUGCCGAUAUUGUGAGGUUGCUUAGAUGACAUUGUUGUGGCCUUGCUGUGAGAGGCCAACGUUCAACCCCCAAAAUCCUGGUGAAAAACUGAUCAGCUGAGAUGUUUUGCCACAAGACAAGCCAGAUUGCCAGGAGGUAAGGGAAUAUUAAAGAAUAAUAAACAGUUGAAUGAAGAUUUUUUGUCACAAGACUUACCAGAUUGCCAGGAGCUAAUGGAAAAUUAAGGAUAAGAAACAGUUUGAGUGAUGAUAAGAAGCAUCAUUAGUGCCUCGCGCCAAAAGUUCUUCAGUUUUGCUACUGUUUGGGAUAAUUGCGGAAUAUCGUGCUGCUUUUAUUCAUGUUGUAUUCUAAACGAGGAUGAUAUUUUGGUAUGAAAGCAUGCAUCUUUUGGAAAAAGUGUAUUUAGAUCUAUCCAAUAAUAGUCAUACUGGGUCAUCGUAUAACUAUAAUGUUGUGCACUUGGAACAAAUUUAAUUUCCAACAUUAUGAAAGUCAAAUUUACAGUA